UAGCAAUGAUCUGGAUUCUGUACUACUUUCCAUGCUUUUUUCACUAUAAAUAUUACCAUUUUCAGUGAUGGUUGCUGCUUCAUUUUUAUGCAGUGACAUCUGAUGCAAGCUUUCCUUAUCACAUAAAGAUUCAAGUGCAUACAAGGGUGGGAAGGAAAUGACAAAAAUCUCCAUUUUGUUGGUGUGGUUUUGGCUACUAAGUGGCUGGACAGGAUUGUUGGAUGCAGAAUACAUUAAGUACAAGGACCCUAAACAAUCAAUUGACUCUCGGGUUGAUGAUCUUGUUAAUAGAAUGACUCUUGAGGAGAAAAUUGGCCAAAUGUUGCAAAUUGAACGCAAGUAUGCAUCUGCUGAUUUGGUUAAGAAGUAUUUUAUUGGGAGUGUAAUGAGUGAGGGAGGGAGUAUUCCAGCUCCACAGGCUUCUGCUGAGACCUGGAUUAACAUGGUGAAUGAAUUUCAGAAGGGUGCUUUAUCAACCCGGCUUGGAAUUCCAAUGUUUUAUGGGAUUGAUGCUGUUCAUGGUCACAAUACUGUUUACAAAGCAACUAUUUUUCCUCACAAUAUUGGUCUUGGAGCAACCAGGGACCCUGAAUUAGUCAAGAGAAUUGGUGCAGCAACUGCCCUUGAAGUUAGAGCAACAGGAAUUCAAUAUGCUUAUGCACCUUGUAUAGCAGUAUGUAGAGAUCCAAGAUGGGGUCGGUGUUAUGAAAGUUACAGUGAGGAUCCUAAAUUAGUUCAAGCCAUGACUGAAAUCAUACCAGGCUUGCAAGGAGACAUCCCUCAUAAUUUACCAAAGGGUGUCCCUUUUAUCGCAGGAAAAGAAAAAGUUCUAGCUUCUGCUAAGCACUACGUGGGUGAUGGUGGAACAAUCAAUGGGAUUGAUGAGAACAACACUGUUAUUGACAGAGAUGAAUUGAUGAAAAUUCAUAUGCCAGCUUACUUCAAUUCAAUCAGCAAGGGUGUGGCAACCGUUAUGGUUUCUUACUCCAGUUGGAAUGGAGUAAAAAUGCAUACAAACCACGAACUUAUUACUGGCUUCCUCAAAAAUACUCUACAUUUCAAGGGCUUUGUUAUUUCAGACUUUGAGGGUAUUGAUAGGAUCACCUCUCCACCUCAUUCAAACUUCACUUAUUCAGUUGAAGCAGGGGUUUCUGCUGGCAUUGACAUGUUCAUGAAUCCAAAGUUUUACAUAGAAUUCAUCGAUGAUCUAACCAUGUUGGUGAAAAAGAAGUUCAUUCCAAUGAGUAGAAUUGAUGAUGCAGUGAGAAGAAUUUUGUGGGUUAAGUUCAUGAUGGGUAUUUUUGAAAACCCUUUUGCUGAUUUCAGUUUGGUCAGAUAUUUGGGAAUCCAGGAGCAUAGACAAUUGGCUAGGGAAGCUGUAAGAAAAUCUAUGGUCCUUCUAAAAAAUGGCCAAUCUGCUGCCAACCCUUUACUGCCUCUUCCUAAAAAGGCACCCAAAAUACUUGUGGCUGGAAGCCAUGCGGAUAAUCUAGGAUAUCAGUGUGGUGGCUGGACCAUAGAAUGGCAAGGAUUCAGCGGAAACAAUCUUCUCAAAGGGACUACAAUUCUCACAGCUUUGAAAAACACAGUUGAUCCUGAAACCAAAGUGGUGUACAAGGAGAAUCCUGAUGCAGAAUUUGUUAAAUCCAAUGGAUUUUCAUAUGGGAUAGUUGUAGUAGGAGAGCGUCCUUAUGCUGAGAUGCAUGGUGACAACAUGAACUUGACAAUCCCAGACCCUGGUCCUGAGAUGAUAAGAAACGUGUGUGGAGUAACAAAAUGUGUGGUUAUUGUAAUUUCUGGUCGUCCUUUGGUGAUUGAACCAUAUGUUGGUAUGAUAGAUGCACUUGUUGCUGCAUGGCUUCCUGGUAGCGAAGGCCAAGGUGUGGCUGAUGUUCUAUAUGGUGACUAUGCUUUCACCGGAAAGCUUCCAAGAACAUGGUUCAAAUAUGUUGAUCAACUGCCCAUGAAUGUUGGGGAUCAUCAUUAUGAUCCCCUCUUCCCAUUUGGAUUUGGCCUGUCUACCAAACCUACUAAGGGUUUUUACUCUGCCUAGUUCUCAUCUUGAUUUGUA
This is a messenger RNA of Vigna umbellata (rice bean), 2071 nucleotides long. RefSeq lists its product as uncharacterized. NCBI's taxonomy places the organism in Eukaryota, Viridiplantae, Streptophyta, Magnoliopsida, Fabales, Fabaceae. The record is from RefSeq and is a predicted model, not a curated record. Gene Ontology annotation, molecular function: beta-glucosidase activity. Gene Ontology annotation, biological process: glucan catabolic process.